UAAAAAGAAAGGUUUAAUGAUACAAAACAAAAUAAAUAACACAAAGUGUUGAUGAAUAACUUCUGGCGGAUAGUGCAUGAAGUAACGCCGUUCAAAAAGUAUAUAAAAAAAAUUGUGAACGAAUCGAAAGCACGCCACCUGUCGGAAUGGAGACUCGGGGUUCAAAAGAUGCCGACGGCACUUUCUCCUCAAAAGUUUUGUUUACGCCACGUUUAGCGUCGUAUGGACAGUAAUCAUCCCACAACUACAAGAAACUAACUAGGAACUCCUCUCGAUGUGGUCGGUUCAUCUCCAGUCAAGCUGGGCGUUCCUUCUUCCCUCGCCGAGAAGGUCGAAAAUGGACCGUGGCUGGCAGAAAGUACGAUCCUUGGCAGAGUUGACAGCAUUUCCUUUGUUAGCGUCGUUGUUGGACGCUGCUGAGAUCAACGACCGAGGCUGACAUAUCGCCAUGCUCUCUGAAUCACAAGCUCCGGGACUUCAUCUAGCAGUUGCAUCCAGAACGAAUCAGCGAAUUUUAAACGAUUAAACUACGACAGUGACACUGAUCGGCUAUGUCGGCGGCGACGCAUCAGUUCGGUACGCCACGGCCGCUGCUCAUCUCAAACACAUCGGACCUCCGCGCCGUGGUCGGCUGUCAGAUGUUGCUCCUCCACGCGCUGCGCAAGCGCCGGCGACGCCUGCUCCUCGAUCAGCGACCUUCUCACUCCGUGCAUAUGGUGCAAAACGCGAUGUUGCUUCGACGGGUCCAGCGCCGUCAAUCCAGGAUCCAUUUCCUUGCGAACCUGGUGAAGACCGCCGUGACGGCGGGUCUGGGUCGCGACCUCUGCUUGGACCGCAAGCCGUCUGACAACCACGUCUCCGCCUACGACGACUCGGAGUCCGACCUGGACGACGACGACCACUUGCUCUCCCCCGGCCAAAUCAGCGACGACGUCUGGCUGAACACGUUCCGGGUAGGAAAGGACCUCUACCACUACCUCCUCACCGAGCUCAAGCCGUUCAUGUGCGUGGACGAGGACGACAGAGACGACGACUACCCGCCUUUCGAGCAGCGGGUCUCCAUCGCCCUCUGGCGCUUGGGGAAAGUCUGGGACGACCCGGCGCUAAUGCGGGCUUUCGGCGUGACUGGAGACACAGUGGCCAGGAUCGUGCGAGAGUUCUGCGCCGCCGUGGUGAAGGUCCUCAUGCCGCGUUUCGUACAGGUGCCCUACGACGAAGACCUGGAAGACAUUGCCGAGCAGUUCCGCGACCGCACCAAGUUCCCGCGGUGCGCCGGAGCGCUCUGCUUCGCGCACGUGCCUAUCCUGCCGCCGCAAGACGACGAAGGCAACGACUACACGAACCCAGAAGGCUGGAACUCGAUCGUGGUUCAGGCGGUGGUGGGCGCUGACCGGCGUUUCUGGGACCUCAACAUCGGUUGGCCUGGCAGCACCCAGGUGGCGCAGGUGCUGCGUAGCUCCAGCCUCUGGAAGAAGGGCGAGGAGGGCACGCUGUUUGCGGCCAAGGUGGAGGAGAUCUGCGGCAUCAGAGUCAAGCAGGUCCUGGCGGCCGGAACGGGCUACCCGCUGCGCCGCUGGAUCGUGACGCCCUACCUGAUGCCCAACGAGUGCCAGCUGCGCUUCAACCGGUCGCUCAGCGAGGUCCUGUCCGUCGGGGAGGCGGCCUUCAGGAGGCUGGAGGCGAGGUUCCCGUUCCUUCUGCGCCACAACGGGAGCGGCAUCGACCUGAUGCCCAGCAUCGUGGCGGCCUGCAGCACGCUGCACAACAUGACGGAGGAGUGGGGGGACGGCUUCGCAGAGUUCUGGCUGGCGGAGGCUUCGAGGCACGCCUUGCCGCAGCCACACCCUGGGGGCGACCCAGCGGGAGAUGCCGCACGGUCCGCAGAAGGGGAGGCAAUCCGGGCCGCCCUUUUUGCAGCGGUUAUAACCUGAGAUAACCGUCAUAUGACGUGCAUCUUCCGAGACCAUGUUUUAGCUUGUGGACACCGCUGUGUCCUAAGGCUGGUUCACACACUUGCAAUUGUUUACAACAACAUGCUCCUGCCAUCUGUCGGGUGGAACACUCUUGAUUUCCGUAAAUUUCCUUUCUCUUUUUUUUUUUCCGCAUGAUUCUUUCUGGGCUUGAAAAACAUUUGACAUUAGAAACUACCAUAUCUCAUAGAUAUUACAUACAUUUAUAAUAACUUUAUUCACCAUAUCACAUAUGGUGGGAAUCUCGCAAAUAGCGCAAAACCUUCGUUCUAGUGAAGUGCAGUUCCACGGUCGCCUCAUAGAUGGCAUCAGCGUCUUCCCGUCGUAAGGGAUGGCAAGAAUUCGUUUAUAAGCAGACGCGUGUGUGAACAGUCCUUUACCUGAAGCGUGUUGCACGGCUAUAAUUUUACUGACCUCAAGUCUGGAUGCAGCUGACGCUACGAGCUGAUGAGACCGAUCAAACAGCAUCAAAAGCGCAACAUGGUGUCUGUCGUGUCUGUACAUAACUCGUUAUUGCUGAAGCGAUCGUAUACAUGGAAAGCCGAGUUCCUUGUGCUUUUGAUGCCAUUUGACCGGUUCCGUGGGGUUGUAAUGUCGGGCAAGUCCAUACUUAAGGCAAAACUAAGUGUAGUGCAUCGAGGCUUUUCUACUUUUUAAUAUUCUGCGAGGGUAGGACGAAUAAGUUUUGCCCUCUCCAGUCAGUCACAAUCAAAGUUGAAGCGUAGGAAAAGGCGGAGAAGAAGAAGACUACAAGCUUUUCCAUUCUUCCCCGGCAUUUGUAUUUUUUUGAGACUAUAUAAUAUUUUGUAUAAUAGGGCUGUUGUCUCGACGAAUCAUAGAAAAGUAUUUGAGCAAAGUAUGCUGCAAACAGUUCCGGGCUCAUUCACAUUGUUUCGUAAGUGGGGUGCAAGGGACUCUCUUACUCUGGGCAUUUGCUUAUUAUAUCCCUAGGCACCAAGCCCCCCCUGCUUACCCAGGAGCUUGAACAUUCCGUGCGGACAGGUUUUACGCAGAGGAAUUUUGUGUUCGUAGGAAGUCCCUCGCAACAUUCCUCAUGAUGUUUGCUAGGAAGUACCACAUGCAGUUUGUCUUCCAGCCUGCAAGAUGUGACUGAGUUGCCUUUGUAACAUUUGCCCAGUCGAGGCAACCUACUUCAGUUGGUAACUCAGUUUAUAAGAAUUUAAUUAUCUAUUGUAACAUACUUUCUGCAAAGUAUGACUAUGUAACGGGAAUGUAUGGUGAUAGAUGGACUCUACUUGGCGUCGACUUUUUGUUCUCCAUUGUCGAGGCUGGGACAGUUUCCAGUGCUGCAGCCUUGCACUGCCGAGUGUGUGUGGCUUCGUCUUGCAUCUCGUUUGCAUGCAGUCUCGUGUCAAGAUGUUAAAGUCAUGAGAUACCUUUGAAAGCAUUGGAGCACUGCUGAAACUAUGUUAGCUUCGAUAAGGAGGCUCAGAAAAGUGACAUCAAGUAUGGCCUUGUGAUGGGGGCCAGGCAAGAGCCAUUAUUUCUCUCGUCUAGGAUGUUUUUGGGUGUGGUGCAGAAUCUCAACAAAUCUUGGUCACAUUGUAACAAUAUGAGAAGCUGUGAGAACUUCCAACUUCUGCUAUCCUAAUGUGGUGCUUAGAACACUUACCGCAUGGUGCUGUUGCAGUUAUUUUUGUUUUACGCUUAAAAGUAUGGUUUCUUUUGUUUUUAAUACUUUCGUGUUUUGGGACAUCUAGGUUCAGUUGGGAAACAUUGGCUAUCAUCUAACUAAGGAUAGUUGGUUACGGGUAUCAUGCUGAAAACGUGUAGCAUUACAACCAACCUCAUAAUCUCCUCAGAAGGAUGACUUAUGCAAUGCUUUAAAGGGAUGUCACCUUUAUAACUUGCGUCACAACACAUUACACUCUAUUUUUACGAGUUCUCCGACCAUUUUUCAGUGAUUGCAUAUCCAUGAACAUAUCUACUCGUACGUUUAUACUUGUUGAAGACUCCCACCUAACAUUGUUGGAAAUUGCUCAUGAUUGUGUCUGUCACGCGUAUUGCUUCAUAUAUUUAUGGAAGUGCAAGUCGGCACAAAUCAAAACCAAGCUCUCGACUCAUGUCAGCCGCCUGGAAGCAGUCACAACGCUCCAUUCAGAUUGUUUAUAGCUUGCAUUGAACAAACAUGGUACGCAACAUAUAUUUAAUGACCCACAUUUUUAUCGUAAUGGUGUUGAUGUUGUUAUACUUACACCGCGAAGAUCACAGUGGCCUUUGAUUCAAGGGCAUUUGAAGUGCAAACUAUUUUUGUAUCCAAGCUAUUUAAUCCAAGUCUUCCCAAACCAUUUUUCCAUUUUAUUUGUGUUUACAAACAAGGUCUUUUAGGGGUGAGCGAGCAAUACACAUGGAAUUAUUGUGUUGUAGUGAGAAGCGUCUGCAACCUUUUGUCAAACUUAACCAUGCUCACUUGCAGAGACGUGGAAAGACCAAUCAAGUUUACCCUCUAACUGCAUACUACAAUCCAUCUCCUGUGCAAACAAAAUUGCAAUAAAAUAUACACUUUUGGUAAAA
This is a messenger RNA of Ixodes scapularis (black-legged tick), 4505 nucleotides long. Its product is annotated as protein ANTAGONIST OF LIKE HETEROCHROMATIN PROTEIN 1-like. The transcript has 2 exons. The coding region runs from base 552 to 1931 and encodes 459 amino acids. The record is from RefSeq and is a predicted model, not a curated record. NCBI's taxonomy places the organism in Eukaryota, Metazoa, Arthropoda, Arachnida, Ixodida, Ixodidae.